Molecule: messenger RNA, 1182 nt
Organism: Debaryomyces hansenii CBS767
Lineage: Eukaryota; Fungi; Ascomycota; Pichiomycetes; Serinales; Debaryomycetaceae
Gene: CHT4
Product: putative chitinase
Exons: 1
Coding region: 1-1182 (393 amino acids)
Biological process (GO): carbohydrate metabolic process; chitin catabolic process
Cellular component (GO): extracellular region
Molecular function (GO): chitinase activity; chitin binding
Source: RefSeq, a predicted model, not a curated record
AUGUUUGAUAGGCUCUCAAAGAAAUUAUCAGAAAGAAUAGAAUUGACUCACAGCUGCCUGCAAGAUUCAUACUUGUUCAAAAGUUGUGUUUAUUUUUCAAAUUGGUCUGUUUACAGUAAAAAGCACUUUCCGAAGGAUAUUCCAGCGAGUAAUGUUUCUCAUAUCUUCUAUGCUUUUAUUGGCAUGGACUCUGCAACUGGUCAAUUAAAGCUCUCAGACGAAUGGGCAGAUGCUCAAUUACCAAUGGAGUCUCCAAAUGACCCGAAUAAAAAGGUAUGUGGUAGCUUGUUGCAGUUACUCGAGAUUAAACAUAUGAAUAGACACCUUAAGGUCCUUAUGUCUAUUGGAGGAUGGGGAACUAGUGGAUUAUUUACAGAAAUUAUGUCAAAUCCAUCCAAGAUGGAAAACUUUGUUAAUAGCUCAAUUGAAUUGCUCCUAAAAUAUAGAUUUGACGGAAUUGAUAUUGAUUGGGAAUAUCCAGCUAACACGACAGAGGCACAACUUUUAGUCGAAUUGCUAAAGAGGUUAAGAACGGGGUUGGAUAGAAUACAGAACCAUAGUGAAUUGCUACUAACAGUGGCAUCACCUGCUGGGGAUGAACAAUUGGCUGUAAUGAAGUUGCGUGAAAUGGAUAAAUAUUUAUCAUUUUGGAAUGUUAUGUGUUAUGACUUUGCAGGUGGAUCAUGGUCUUCGAAGACAGGGUUCCAUUCCAACUUAUUCGGGAAAAAUGGAGAUAAUUCGUUGAAUUGUUCCGAUACUAUUCAGAAAUAUAUAAAUCAAGGGAUCAAUUCUCGUAAAUUGGUUAUGGGAAUGCCGUGCUACGGAAGAUGCUUUUAUAAUGCUUCUAGACCAGAAAUUGGCCAACAUUUCAAACUGGGUAAUGGAGAACAAGAUACUGUUGAUUAUAAGCAACUACCAAUGUCAGGCACUCAGGAAGAGUUUGAUAAUAGAAAGGUCUGUGCCUAUAGUUAUGAUCCAAAAUCCCACGUCAUGGUUACCUAUGAUAAUCAACAAUCCGCUAGAAUCAAAGCUAAAUUUGUAGAACUGCACAAACUAGGCGGUGGUAUGUGGUGGGAUUCGGCCGGCGAUACCACAAAUCCUGAUAGAUCUUUGAUAUUGAAUUUUGUUGAUCAAUUAGGCGGAGUUCAAAAGUUGGAUAAGAGUAUAAAUUAUAUAGGGUAA